CACAGCAAUGCCUGUCUGUCUCCUGGCAGUUUUGAUGGAGCUGCUGGUAUUUCUGCUGGUCGAGGCUUUCGGCUACUGCGCUGGUCACUAUUCAGAGGCAAUUUCACGGACCAAAGGCGAAAAUACCCAUCGUUGAGGAAUAAAGUUUCUCCUUUUAGUCCCUCCCCCGGUGCUCAGCGAGGAAGGGACCUGCGCACACUGCCGAGCAGCCUCUCCCGAUAACUCACUGUGUCACUCGUGGAGAAGAUGCAAGCUCAGGAAAUCCUGCGGAGCCUGCGGCUCCCUGAGUUCGAUGACCUCAGCCAGUUCUUCCGCAACCUGCCUGCCACUGCACUGGUGGGCAUCGGUGCCUUCGCUGCUGUUGUCGCCUACUGGUUUGCCAGUCGGCCCAAGGCUGUGAAGCCGCCCUGUGAUCUGCGCAUGCAGUCGGAGGAGGUCGAGGGCCUGGAUGGGGCACGCCGCUCAGUGAUUGGGGACAGCCCACAGCUGCUGACGCAUUACUAUGACGAUGCCAGGACCAUGUAUGAGGUUUUCCGGAGGGGUUUCAGCAUCUCUGAAAAUGGCCCCUGCCUGGGCUUCAGGAAGCCCAAGCAGCCCUACCAGUGGCUGUCAUACAAAGAGGUGGCAGAAAGAGCAGAAGCUCUGGGCUCGGGGCUGCUGCAGCAGGGCUGCAAGCCAUCCACAGAGCAGUUCAUCGGGGUCUUUGCCCAAAACCGCCCAGAGUGGAUCAUUUCUGAGCUGGCUUGCUACACCUACUCCAUGGUGGUGGUGCCCCUCUAUGACACCUUGGGUCCUGGAGCCAUCCGGUACAUCGUCAACACAGCGGACAUUUCCACAGUCAUUUGUGACAAGCCUGAUAAAGCCAGGACGUUGCUGGACCACGUGGAGAGGAGGGAAACGCCGGGGCUGAGAUCCAUCAUCCUCAUGGACCCCUUUGAGAAGGAGCUGAUGGAGAAGGGAAGGAGCUGCGGGGUCCGCAUCCAGAGCAUGCAGGAGGUGGAGGACUGUGGCCGGGAGAACCGACAUGUGCCUGUGCCUCCCCGGCCUGAAGAUCUCUCAAUUGUCUGUUUCACCAGUGGCACAACAGGAAACCCUAAAGGUGCUAUGCUGACACAUGGGAACGUGGUGGCUGACUUUUCAGGCUUUUUGAAAGUGACAGAGAAAGUGAUCUUUCCGAGACAGGACGAUGUGCUCAUCUCCUUCCUGCCUCUGGCUCACAUGUUUGAGAGAGUGAUCCAGUCUGUAGUGUAUUGCCAUGGGGGGCGAAUUGGCUUCUUCCAAGGCGACAUCCGCCUGCUGUCUGAUGACAUGAAGGCGCUGCGUCCCACCAUCUUCCCUGUUGUGCCGCGCCUGCUGAACAGGAUGUACGACAAGAUCUUCAGCCAGGCGGACACUUCCCUGAAGCGCUGGGUGCUGGAGUUCGCCGCCAGACGGAAAAAGGCUGAGGUUAGAAAUGGGAUCAUCAGAAACGACAGCCUGUGGGACAAGCUGUUCUUUAACAAGAUACAGGCGAGCCUUGGUGGGUGCGUCCGCAUGAUAGUGACGGGUGCUGCCCCAGCCUCUCCAACUGUCCUGGGCUUCCUGCGGGCGGCCCUGGGCUGCCAGGUGUAUGAGGGGUACGGGCAGACGGAGUGCACGGCAGGCUGCACCUUCACCACCCCCGGGGACUGGACCUCAGGUCAUGUGGGAGCCCCUUUGCCCUGCAACUUAAUCAGACUUAAGGACGUGGAGGAGCUGAAUUAUUUUGCUUCUAAAGGAGAAGGAGAGAUAUGCGUGAAAGGACCAAACGUUUUCAAGGGUUACUUGAAAGAUGAGGAGAGGACAAGUGAAGCACUGGACCAGGAGGGCUGGCUGCACACCGGAGACAUUGGGAAGUGGUUACCUAAUGGGACUCUCAAAAUCAUUGAUCGGAAGAAACAUAUAUUUAAACUUGCACAAGGAGAAUACAUCGCACCAGAGAAGAUAGAGAACAUCUACAUCCGCAGUGACCCUGUGGCCCAGAUCUACGUCCAUGGGGACAGCCUGCAGGCCUUCCUGGUGGGAAUUGUGGUGCCGGAUGCUGAAGUGAUGCCAGGCUGGGCAAAGAAGAGAGGGUUUGAUGGAACGUAUGAGGAGCUCUGUAGAAAUAAGGAACUGCAGAAAGCAAUAAUGGAAGACAUGGUACGGUUAGGGAAGGAGAGCGGGCUUCAUUCCUUUGAACAGGUCAAAGCCAUUUACAUUCACUCCGACAUGUUCUCAGUACAGAACGGUUUGUUGACGCCGACGUUAAAGGCUAAGAGACCAGAACUGAGAGAUUACUUCAAAAAACAGAUAGAAGAUCUAUAUUCCAGCAUCUCCAUCUGAAACCGUGGCAAGAACCUUCUGAGUAAAGGACUUUGUAGCAAUAUUAGGAUAAUGCUCCAAAGUGCAGAGCCAGAAUGACACAGCUGAAGCGGAUGAGCAUCUGAAUCUUACUUUUGAGCCUUUUAUUGUUUUAGGAUUUCACCACUAACCAUCAUUUCCCUUUUCCUUCUGUUUUUCUUCAGGUGUGAUAUCGGUUUUACUCUAUGGACACAGUAGGGUACCACCAAGAAUUACGCUAAAUUGCCACACAGUACACAGCAAUUUCAAUCCAUGACUGAGUAAAUUAUGGAAACUUAUCAGUAACUCUAAGCAUUUCAAGACUAAACUAGGGAAAGUUUCAGACAAGUCUGUUGAUAUUUGAUUGUAAAUAACCUACACAUUAGAGACUGAAAUUGUGGAUAAAUCAGUAAUGUGGUCUACCUCAAGCGAUCAGCGAUUGAUGGUGAAAGCCUGUGUUCCCUGACCUGUAACUUCAAGAUGGAUAUCGGUUUAUAUAUUAAGUGAUAGCUUUUAUAUUUUCCAUGACUUAAAUUCCAUCAAUUUGACUUAAUCACUAAUGACCUAACAGACAGAACAGAAACAAGAACAAAUCUCCUGGUACUUGUGUUCAAUAGGCCUCUCAUUGUAUGACAGCUAAUGGACAACCACUGCUUGGGAUCCCAACAACGGGAUCCUUCCAGCUGAGCCCAGCACUUCCUGCAUGGCCAUUUCAGGUGGCCCAGAGCCCCAGGGAUGCUACAGCACAGCUACACAAGGCCUGCAUGACCUUUGUCUAGUCCCUGGUUGAUUACUUUUCAGUCUGGCUGGGCUGGUUCCCUUUUGGAUCAGUGCUUAGGGAAUGGAGCACACGGUGUGAGUGGGGCUGAGCAGUGUUGGUCUGUCUGGAGAACAGCUUGCCUGGGAUGCAGCCGUGCUGGAGAAGAGGAGGAAACACUGCUUAAAGUGGCCAUGAGGACAGUUCUGGCCCCAGAGUGCUGUGGGGAAAUGCAUUGGAUGUCUCAUUUCCCCUCUGGAAUCCCAUUGCAUGCUUUAAAAAUUAAAUAAAUUGAAUUAAUGAGUUAGUUUUACACAGAGGCUGAUUUAUGGCAGUAAUGUCAGAACAAAGAGCAAGGAAAUUGUUAACACAAUCACUCAUGCACAGAAUGAAGCGAUUUGAUCUAUCAAACGUGGGAGUGUUGGUCUGAAUCCCAUCUGUGCCUGAUUCUUCAUCAGACUCCGACGUAGUGAUUCAUAGCUGUUGAAAGCAAGUAAGAAAAAUCACUGCUGUGACCUGAUGGUGUUAGACCUUCAUUUCACAUCACUGUAAACAGCAAGAGCACCCCUGGGGAGUCUGAGCAUGGGGUGUGCAGUACCAGAGGCAGUCUGGCUCUUCAGGUCGGGUCAUGCAGGAGAUUCAUCUCAGAGGAGCGCAGCUCAUCCCAUCUAAGAACAGUCAUCCCAUUCAGAUGCUCCAGCAUAAUCAAGGACCUGCUACCAUCUCCUCUGCUCUUUUUGAAUAACAACAAAGAUCUGCCAUCUAAGGAAGUACAGCGAAGCUUUUCUCUUGACCUGUUUCCACCUCAUGAAUUUAAUUUCCUUUUCUCCUAAGGUGGCUGGUUUACCAGCUUUAUCUGACCACUGAACUCUUACUCCUGAUGUGAGUUUACUUCUGGCUUGGAAGGCUGAUGUUUUGGAGUAUGAGAUACUGCUUUGUUACUGGAUAAUGCAUCUCCUUUUGGUAUCUGAUGGAAAAGAUAGGAUGCACCUCAGCCAAUAAUAUGAACACCAAAAUAAAAAGGACCACAAUAGGAUGAAGCAAAAUUUGGGAGGAAUCUGGGGAAAAUUCAAUCCUGAAGUGUGGAUACUUUCAGAGCUUGUGAAAAGCCACGUGAAGAAACUAAAAGCUGCCUCUGCUACCAGAGUAUCAUGUAACCAGAUAUUCCUCUGCAGAUGGCUCUCCAGAAGCAGACCAAAUAUGAUGAGAGAUUAAAAGUUGCCAUGAGUACAUGAGUAAGACAUGAGCCAGGCAGAAACGAUUCUCCCCAACUCGCAGCAGUGUUUGUUCUGCUUUCAGCUCUCUCCUACCUGGCACUUCUUGUGAAUAGCAGGGAAAAACCCUAGGGUUGUCCACUAACCAGUUUCUUUUCUCAUGAUAACCAACGUCAACACUCAUUUCUAAUACUUUCUUGUUGAAAGAGUCAGGACUCAAUGCUAUUGCAUAGAUGGCAAUGCAUGCUACGCUUCUCUGUAAACAGCGCUGUUCUUGAUGGCUUAAAGAUGACUAUUUAACUACCCAGAAUCACUGGGGCAUUAAGUCUGCAACCAAGUAAAUGUGACAAUAUAAGCCCAGUGAAAUUGGUACAGCUCUGUUGCUGCUGCAGGUGGGAUCUGUGCAAAAACACGCUUGCCUUGAGCAGCCACGUGUGACCGGGUAGUUUUACAGCCCCUUCCCCAAAGGCUUUGUGUGCUGCAGCCUGAUUUAUUGUGUUCUCUUAUGUAUCCAAAACGGGAGGUUCUUCCUGGGCCUGGUGCUAUGCCUGUCAGAUCGCUUCCUCCGGUGAUCGUAUAUGAAAAUCAGAAUAAAACACUUCUUCCAGGAAGAGCAGAUUGCUUAGUUAUAUAUUUUGUAUGUCCUCUGCUUGUCAUAUUGCACAGAAAUACGCACUGAAGUAUGAGCAGGAACCAUGAGAGAUGUGCAGACAAGGCACAUCUGCAGGCUGACGUGGCUCAUGCAGCCCAGGUGAGAGCUGUCGCCUAUGGAUGAGGUACCGUGCUGCAAUCUGUCUUCACCGUUACUGUGGAUAUAUCAGCAUCAGCAAAGUGCAGUGUCAUUUCUGCCACAGUCUUUGCAUAGAACAGAACAAUUUGACUUAUCUGAUCUCCCGGGACAAAAGAAGCUGAAGGAUUUGUUGUUUUCCAUGCGUUAGAAGCACAAACUGGUGAAUCUACAUGUAAAUAUGUUGCUACAAGAUGAAUGUAUACUGGGAAAGAAUAUACUAUUUUUGCAUGGUAGCGGAUUACUCAGAGACCUCUCGAUGCCUUACGCACACGUCAGCAAAGCAUUUCAUUUAGGGGCAAUUCUCUCUGCAUCCUUCUUCUUUCUUUAUCUCACUUUGGUUUCAUCUGUGGAACAAAAAACCCAUAUACCAGAAUUCGAUCUCUGUUUGCUCAUGGAAUUAACUUGCUUCAUCACUUUGCGCGUUCAAUGGUUUCUACGCCACAUUUUCUCCCAUUAAAUGGUGAGGCUGAGCCUAUUUGUUAAGGGGGAGAGAUCCAUAUUCCUGGCUAACCUGAGAGAAACAGCUUCAGAUGUGUGGGAUUGUUCCAAAAUAGGACGUUUCUAGGCAUCCAGAGUCCCUUUAAGCCCUUUGUUUCAGCUUUGGUUCCAUGUCUUAGCAAAGCACAAGCAGCAAACAAGUGAUGUGUCCUGUGAGCGUUGCCUGUUCUGGGAGUGAAGGGAUGAGAAUAUAGCAUAAAGGUUUGUGUAAAGAAAACACCUUCAUUUUUUCCAUGUCGGUACGUGGGUGGGUAUGUCAUAAAGUCAUCCAUGGAAUCUUUUGUAAAGAAUUAAACGGUCUCAUUUCUCAGAUCUCAUAAAAUCUACUCAUGGGCUGGCAUACAAUAAAGGCUCUUUGUAAGACCCAGUGUCUCUCCA
Coturnix japonica (Japanese quail) is the source of this 5977-nucleotide messenger RNA. Lineage: Eukaryota; Metazoa; Chordata; Aves; Galliformes; Phasianidae. The record is from RefSeq and is a predicted model, not a curated record.